AAAAAUCUGGUUCAGACCGUUUUGUGGUGGCCACCACUCAAACUUGUUCAUUCUCUCUUUGGUAGCACCACAAAUCACCAAUCUAAACUAAUACAAACCCUGCCUUUAUACCAUCUCAAAACACCACAAAAACAACACUCCAAAAACACCUCACCAACUAAAAUAAAAAUUAAACAAGAAAAAGUAACAUAAAAUCCUACAUUACUCACAUGGAUCUUGUUUUCACACUUGUUCUUGUUUUCUCAUCACUCUCCAAAGGUGUUCUUGGAGCAACAUUUACAUUCAACAACAAAUGUGCUUAUACAGUCUGGCCAGGCAUAUUAGCCAAUGCAGGAAGCCCAUCUCUUGACACAACCGGUUUCGAACUCUUGACACAAAGUUCCCGGUCAUUCCAAGCUCCAACCGGUUGGUCCGGUCGCUUCUGGGGUCGAACCGGUUGCAAAUUUGACAGAUCCGGUUCUGGGUCAUGUCAAACCGGCGACUGCGGUUCGGGACAAGUAGAAUGCAACGGCGCCGGAGCAGCGCCGCCGGCAACACUGGCUGAGUUCACACUUGGAACCGGUGGGUCAGACUUUUAUGAUGUGAGUUUGGUUGAUGGAUAUAAUAUAGCUAUGAUUGUUGAAGUUUCGGGCGGGUCGGGUUUAUGUGCGACAACCGGGUGUGUGAAUGAUUUGAACCAGCAGUGUCCUAGUGAGUUACGGGUCGGGUCGGGGAUAGGGUGUAAGAGCGCGUGUGAAGCGUUUGGGAGCCCUGAAUAUUGUUGUAGCGGCGCGUAUAACACACCCGCCACUUGUAAACCGUCGGUGUAUUCAGAGAUGUUUAAGUCAUUGUGUCCAAGAUCAUAUAGCUAUGCUUAUGAUGAUCCAACUAGUACCUUCACGUGUGCUGGUGCGGAUUAUACGGUGACGUUUUGUCCUUCAAUGCCAAGCCAAAAAUCUUCAAGGGACAUAUCACCUCCGGCAACCAGCACCACACCCGAUGGCGACACUAAUGCCACCCCAAAUGGCGACACUAAUGCCACCCCUAGUGGUGGCGACCAGCAGAUUUCCGGGUCUGGUUCUGAAUCUGGAUAUGGGUAUGGUUCGUUGUCUGGAUCUAGUACCGGGUCAGGUUCAGAAGAAUCACAAACCGGAUCGGGUUCGGUAUACAGGUCCGGUUCAGGAUCCGGAUCGGGAUCCGAAGCACUUGAGGCAAAUGGGUCAUGGUUAGCUGGGUUAGCAAUGGGUGGUUCAUCAAGGACCCAGCCUUUUGGUGCCACUAUCUCUUUUAUCAUUAUCAUGUUCUUUUUAUUAAGUUAGUCGUAUUCUCUUAAAAGCUGGAAAUUUAUAAGUCCUAGAAAAUGUACAAGUUUCAUUGCAUGAUGCACAAGUUAAUACAAGUAUUUUAGCUUCGGGAUAA
Erigeron canadensis is the source of this 1398-nucleotide messenger RNA. RefSeq names its product thaumatin-like protein 1. Gene Ontology annotation, cellular component: extracellular region. Bases 210 to 1298 code for a protein of 362 amino acids. The transcript has 3 exons. The record is from RefSeq and is a predicted model, not a curated record. Lineage: Eukaryota; Viridiplantae; Streptophyta; Magnoliopsida; Asterales; Asteraceae. Gene Ontology annotation, biological process: defense response.